AUGCUACCUCCUUCCGAUUCUAUUGGUCAUCAGUAUCGCAAACUUGCGGAGGCUCUCGCAGAUGCACAACAGAACCGGUCGACUUCUUCUGUGCCUCCCCCUCCUCCGUACUCUUCUGCAGUCAAGACGUCUUCUUCUGAUACGACCAAUGCCGAUUAUGACUAUGACGACGAUGAGGAUGUCUUUCUAGAGGAAGACACAUCACCGCGUGCGCCCCCAAUCACCAUCAAGAUCGAUGCAUCGAUCAGUGUCGUCGGAGACAGGAACACGAUCACCAUUCCUGUGUCCAGACUCGUUCGCAGCGGCAGCAACAGCGAUGGCAGUGGCAGUAAUGACAACAACGGGUCGGCCAUGCAGACACAGUGCCCCAAUCGAUCUCAACAAUCGUCAUCACCAUCAUCACCAACAAAAUCCGGAUCGGAAUCCGGAUCGGAAUCUGGAUCUGCUCGUCAGGCCACAGCCUAUCUCCAACGCUUUCAGCAGCAGCGACAUACCCAGCACGCCGAACUGGCCAAUACGAUGCUUGCCGGUCUCAACAGCGCCGGGCUUCUGACAGACCAGACCAAUGGCGGUAAUCAGUCCCGUCGUCGAGUGGACAUCGAGAUCAACUCUGGAAUCCGCAUCCAUGGGUUAGGGAACGUGGUCUGCGCCGGUGUGCUGCCACGGUCUAUGGCCAGGAAUACCACCAACGCGAAUACCAGCACAAACCCGGAACGGGACGUACCAUCUUCUUCUCCUCCUGCUGCUCCUCCUGCAUCGCUUUCGGAGACAAAGAAGGAGAGGAAUCCCACUAGUUCCGGGGACCCAGCUGCUUCUCCCAUGGAACCAAGCGCUCAGAGGAAAAGAUCUAACUCGUUUGUCUACCUCUUGCUUGCUUGCUUUCUUGAACCACUCAUGCCACCCCAAACAAAGAUACAGAAGACAGUCUGA
Messenger RNA from Rasamsonia emersonii CBS 393.64, 930 nucleotides. RefSeq lists its product as uncharacterized. The transcript has 3 exons. NCBI's taxonomy places the organism in Eukaryota, Fungi, Ascomycota, Eurotiomycetes, Eurotiales, Trichocomaceae. The coding region runs from base 1 to 930 and encodes 309 amino acids. The record is from RefSeq and is a predicted model, not a curated record.